AUGCCAGCAUCCGUUGAAGAGCCACUACCAACCCCCAAGAAGGCACAAGAGCCCAUCGACAUCCAGAAAGUCUUCCACUACACCGACCUCGACACCUGCAGGCCCACGCGCGUCGAGGACCCCUACGAUUACCUAUGGGGCUUCGGUAAUCGCUUCCAAAGUGAAAUCAUCCCAGGCACAUUGCCCGUCGCGCAGAAUCACCCCCAGGUCCCGCGGUUUAACUUGUACACUGAAGGCCUCACAUCUUCCGCCUUCGCCGCAAGCAGAGCCGCCAAUGCGAGCACUUACAUGUACCGCUGCCGGCCCUCGGUCGCGAACCACGGCUUCCAGGGUGGUGUGCUCGAUUCUAGAGCGCAUCUGGAAAGCUGCUUCCUGGCCAUCAAUCCAAAGGUCAAGAUGAUUCCAGCACAGGUCGAGUGGGCGCCUUUUGACCUUCCCCGGGAAGGCGAGGAGACUGAUUUUGUGGACGGCCUGCACUCUCUGGGUGGAUCCGGGGAUGCCAACAUUCGGGAUGGGCUCGCCUUGCAUGUGUUUAUGAUCAACGCCCGGAUGACGCGGAGGGCUUUUUUGAACGGAGAUGGAGAGUUCUUGAUCGUCGCCCAGCUGGGAAACCUGGACAUCCAGACCGAGAUGGGCAAACUCUACCUCCAGCCUGGCGAGAUCUGCGUAGUCCCUCGCGGCAUCAAAUUCCGCCUGAACCCUGCGGAUGGCACGAGAGAGGCCCGAGGCUACGUCCUGGAGGUCUGGGGAUCCCGAUUCGAGCUGCCGGACCUGGGCCCGAUUGGAGGACAUGGAAAUGCUAACGCGCGGGACUUUGCGUAUCCUGUCGCGUACAUGGACGAUUCGGAGGAGCUACAUCAGCAGCGGCAUGUCGUCGAGAAGAUCAACGGGGAGUACCAUGUCUUGAUGCAGGACCACAGUCCAUUCGACGUUGCGGCGUGGCACGGCAAUUGCUUGCCUUACAAGUACGAUAUGACCAAGUUCGUCGCACAAGGCAGCACAUCCGUCGACCAUACGGAUCCCUCGAUCUGGACGCUUCUGACCGCCCGUUCGCGCGAUCCCAACGUGCCGCUCGUCGACUUCAUCUGGUUCGGGCCGCGCUGGGAUGUCGCCAUGAAUAGCUUCCGCCUGCCGUAUUUCCAUCGCAACAGCGCGAGCGAGUUCAUUGCGAACAUCUACGGCGCGUCGGGCGGGCGGAGCGCCAACUUCAGACCGGGCGGAGGCGUCUAUGAGGCCGGUCACACGGCACACGGCGGCUUCGGCGACAUCUAUGUCGCUGAGCGGAGGAAGAAGAGGAAUGAGCCGAGGGUCCUGUUCCAGGGCAUGAUGACGUUCAUGAUCGAGUCGUCCCGGUCCCUCCUCUUCACCGAAUGGAGCCGCGCGCACAGCACCACGGACGCCACCCCGCCAACAGUCUGGGACUCCGUGCCAGAUCAGUUCUCCACCGAUCCCAAGGUGCGGGCCCUUCUGCAACGGGUCAAGAAGCAGAAGGCGGAGAGGAAAGCCGAAGACGAGGCGUACCUUGAUGACGAGCGGAUAGAAAAGAUUCUGGGCAGAGUCACCGUAGCUGAGCGGAAUGGGACCGAAGGGGUUAACGGGACUUCCGUGCAUGUGUCUGCACAGGCGAUUCUUCCCGAGAGUGAUGCGUAG
This is a messenger RNA of Cladophialophora psammophila CBS 110553, 1650 nucleotides long. RefSeq names its product homogentisate 1,2-dioxygenase. Gene Ontology annotation, molecular function: homogentisate 1,2-dioxygenase activity. The transcript has 3 exons. The record is from RefSeq and is a predicted model, not a curated record. Gene Ontology annotation, biological process: L-phenylalanine catabolic process. Gene Ontology annotation, cellular component: cytoplasm. The coding region runs from base 1 to 1650 and encodes 549 amino acids. Lineage: Eukaryota; Fungi; Ascomycota; Eurotiomycetes; Chaetothyriales; Herpotrichiellaceae.